UUUCAUUACAUUAAUUGCAUCACAUGCUGACAGCAGAUACGGACAGGGUAUUUGAAGGCUUGUUUCGUUGUUUAUUUUCCAUAACCAACGUGAAAGUGAGGUAAAGUUUCAAAAAAGUUUUUGAAAAUGCGGAUUUAUUUGGUUUUGUCGCUUGCAGUCAUUGGAAGAGUUGCCUAUGCCAACGGGGAUGACAAAUGUGGUAGCGAUCUGCUGUGCAGGUCUUCGUUCACCUACUCGGUUUUAAACCAUCUGUUCCCACCUUACUUCAUGAAAUCAACGCCAAUGAAGCUCCAGGGGAAGCGACCCUUCCUUUACUACAUGCAACAGGCCGUAGAAAAGUACAACACAGAGUUUAAGAACUUUACUGCUACGUACUACCCCACUUACGGUUAUUUUAUUGAAGGCAUCAACGGCCUCAUGGGCAAUUUUAAGGACAACAGAACGUACUGGGAGUUUUCUAAUGCAACUUUUGGUCCUUUGGAUAAGGGUGUGAGUUCCUACAUACCAAGCUCAGGAGACAAGGUCCUUUUCAACUUCACGAUCGAUUCCCGUCCGCGCACCGUGCAGCGCACAUUCAACGGCCUUGAUCCGAAGAAAUUCAAACCUUGAGAUACAACGUUCAUGUUUUACAAAAAUAAUUAACAUGGCGCCGUGUAUCGACUCCAUUUUUUCGCUUGAUUGUUGCUCAUUUCGAAAUGCAUAUAUGACUGAUUGUGUAUAUAACUAGUGCAAAUGUAUACCAAUUAUUUAUAUAAACCAAAUUUAUUUACAAACAAUACAAGCACAUUAUUACAAAACACAUUCGAUUAAACAAUUUGUAUAAACACUUAACAAAAUCAAUAUCUAUGCAUAACAUUAAAUACAAUGCAACCUUGGAAACAAUAAUUUUAUUUAAAUCCAAGAUUCAAUAAAGUACACCUAUUUCUUAAGUAACGUAAAAUAUAACUGUGAAGAUCAACGUUUCCGUGAUAAUCAGAGGAUUCAAUAUUAUACCUAACAUUUAAGGACGGGUUUCAACAUGCUCGGUUUAUAUAACGUAGCAAUAUUGUAACAAGUACAUGACUGUCUAGACUAAAUCGCCCGAUUUUAGCAAAAAGGACAAUGUGCCUUCUAAUUUCAAUGUCAUAUUGUACCUUUUGCACCAAUUGGGCGAAAUUAUAUAUCUUAAUGUGACUUGUUUGAACAUGAAAUAAACGGUGUACAGAAAAUGGAAAUAAAUAAAAAUGUAACAACA
Messenger RNA from Dreissena polymorpha, 1234 nucleotides. RefSeq lists its product as uncharacterized. The transcript is spliced from 4 exons. Bases 127 to 609 code for a protein of 160 amino acids. NCBI's taxonomy places the organism in Eukaryota, Metazoa, Mollusca, Bivalvia, Myida, Dreissenidae. The record is from RefSeq and is a predicted model, not a curated record.